Molecule: messenger RNA, 978 nt
Organism: Closterium sp. Naga37s-1
Lineage: Eukaryota; Viridiplantae; Streptophyta; Zygnematophyceae; Desmidiales; Closteriaceae
Source: the annotation of a GenBank genome assembly
AUGGCGUCGUUCACGGGGACGCAGAGCAAGUGCAAGGCGUGCGCCAAGACGGUGUACCCCAUGGAGCAGCUCACGGCCAACGGCAUCAUCUUCCACCGGGCCUGCUUCAGAUGCGCGCACUGCAAAGCCACCAUUUCGCUGAACUCGUUCGCGGCGAUCGAGGGCGUGCCGUACUGCAAGCCGCACUUCGAGCAGCUAUUCAAGCAGACGGGGUCGUACACGCGCAGCUUCGAGGGCGCCAUCAAGGCCGAGAAGGACUCCACGCCCCCCCCCGAGAGCCUCACGCCGUCAGCAGUGGUCAAGGCAACCGAGAAGCGGUCGACGCCCAGCCCCCUGGCGCUCAAGUUCGGCGGCACGCAGGACAAGUGCAAGGUCUGCAGCAAGACCGUGUACCCGCUUGAAAAGCCCAUCCUCACCACACGCUCUGCCCUGCCUUGCUCCCCCCGUGUGCCUGCCUGUGCAUGUUCCAUGCAGCAGAUCACCGUGGAAGCGGCUGAUCUCACCACCACACGCCAGCUUCUCUAUAAGUCUUUCCAGCUCCACUGGUAUAAGCUUGCGAAUUACACCUCCCGUGCACCCUCACCAAACCUCUUCCCUGUCCCCCCCGUUCUCCCCAUCCCUGCCCAUGCCUCUGCUCCCACACAACAGAUCAGUGUGGAGGGAGUGACGUACCACAAGCAGUGCUUCCGGUGCGUGCACAGCAACUGCAGCCUGACCACGUCCAACUACGCGGCGCUGAACGGCAGCCUGUACUGCAAGCACCACUACAACCAGCUCUUCCUCGUCAAGGGCACCUACAGCAACAUCAACAAGUCCGCUGCUGUCGCCGCUGCCCUAGGCGUGCCUGCAGAGGAGAGCGCCGCAGCGCCGGCUGAUGGUAGCGGUGGUGGCGGAGACGCGGAUGGUGGUAGUGGCAGUGCCGCAGUGCCAUGUCUACGUGCUGCCACGCUGCACAGAGUUGAGCACAUGAGAAGUUGA